Messenger RNA from Apiotrichum porosum, 1827 nucleotides. Its product is annotated as Tlg2-vesicle protein. The transcript is spliced from 5 exons. The record is from RefSeq and is a predicted model, not a curated record. Lineage: Eukaryota; Fungi; Basidiomycota; Tremellomycetes; Trichosporonales; Trichosporonaceae. Bases 1 to 1827 code for a protein of 608 amino acids.
AUGGCGUCCCAUACCUUUCCGCCCAACGCGGCGAACGUGGGUUACGCGUACAGUAACGAGGUGGAGAUGCAGUCCUCCCAGCCCAACCUACACCACCUGCAUGGCUCUGCAGGCGGUCAACCGUCGUCCUCAUCCGCGGGCGGCUACAACCCCGACGCCGGGUACAGCUACGUCGCACAGCCCUAUGGCCGGGACCACAACGGCGAGCUCAAGAACCCGACCAUCACGACCUCGCCGCCGGCAGCGAGCUACCCGGCCUACGCGCACUAUGACAUCCCAGACCGCUCACCAGUCUCCGCGUCAAGCGUGACGCGCGGGGGCGGUCUCGCAGGUGGCAAACAGGACGACGAGUACCCGGCAGGGUGGACCAAGGAGGACAUGGAGGCCGAAGCCGAGUUUCUCAAGCGGGGGUUGAUCGACUGGAAGACGAUGCUCUCGUGGCGAUACUGGAUCCGAAAGGAGUGGUGGCACUACUACAUCGCCCUGACGUUGAUCCUCGUAUUGGUCAUUCUCAUGACCGUAUUCCACGACCAGAUUGUCACCUGGUUGGAACCAGCAGCGCGCUGGAUGCAAAACGUCACCUGCGGCUGGAUCAUCCCCAUUGCCGUCCUGUUCAUCAUCUCGUUCCCACCAUUGUUCGGCCACGAGAUCGUGGCCAUCAUCUGUGGUCUCGUCUGGGGCCUCUGGAUCGGGUUCGGCAUUGUCGCCGCAGGCACCUUCUUUGGUGAAGUCGGCAACUUUUACGCGUUCAAGUACUGCUGCCGCUCGCGCGCAGAAAAGUAUGAGAAGAAGAACAUGAACUAUGCGUGUCUCGCGCACGUCAUGCGUCACGGCUCGUUCUGGCUCAUCAUCGCCGCUCGCUUGUCUGCCAUUCCAGGCCACUUUACCACCGCCGUCUUCGCCACGUGUGGCAUGAACAUUUGGAUCUUUAUGAUCGCGGCCAUCCUGACGCUGCCCAAGCAGCUCAUUACGGUUUACCUUGGUGUCCUCUUUGGCAUGCAGAAGAACGGCGAGGGAAAGAGCACAAAGGACCGCAUCAUUUCAUACUCUGUUCUCGCCAUUGGCGUCAUUGUCACCGUCGGCGCGGCGUGGUACAUCUACCACGAGAUGCACAAGGUGCGCGUGGUUGUGUGGCGCAAGCAGCGUAUGGAGCUGGCCUCGCGCGGCGUCUCGCUCAGCCGCCUCGAGUACGGCGGCAGCAAGCUCGACCGUGACCCCGAGGCGUUGGGCGACAUGGACUCUGUGCGACCCAUCCUCGCCCGCCAGCGCUCACACACGGGUGAGGCGCUCCUCGCCCCACCCGGCGACUCGCCCAACAACAACCGCCACAACAGCUUCCAGACAUACCACACACCGUUUGACAUUUCGUACAACAAGACAGGCGACAUGUCCGUGUACCACCUGCCCGUCGAUGCGGCAGACGACGCCGAGCAAUCUGCCUAUGAGCUGGAACGCGCAGAAGCCGACAUUGCAGACAAGUUGCGCGCCCGCGCCUCGCAGCCCACUUCGCCCACCAAGGCCGCCACCGGCCGCGAGCCGCAGUGGCCCGCAGCCCAGCCCGCCAACCUCUACCGCGACCCGUCAACCGCGACCGUGUUCAACCGCCCACCGCCGCAGGCCAUCCCAAGCCACUUCCCCGACGCAAACCCUUACGGUGCCGUGCCAAGCCAAGGUAUGCCCAGCGGCGACCCCUACGACUACGAGACCGCGCAGGCCGCAGCCUCGCAGCAGCAACAGUACCAGCAGUACCAGUACCAGCAGCAGCAACAGCAGCAGCAGCAGGAGCAGCACAUGAACCCGUACGGCCCCAGUGGCGGGUACAGGUAG